Messenger RNA from Ceutorhynchus assimilis (cabbage seed weevil), 2338 nucleotides. NCBI's taxonomy places the organism in Eukaryota, Metazoa, Arthropoda, Insecta, Coleoptera, Curculionidae. The record is from the annotation of a GenBank genome assembly.
GGAAAGCAGAGGAAACCUGAUCUGCCUGUAAUGUGAUGUAUCCACUACUAGUGGUACCGUUUUCAUUUGAAGUCGCUGAACCUGAGGAAAUCUACACCUGUACUAGCAGUGUUGCCACUUGUUACGAUUUUUAUGUAAGAAUGUCUGUGGCAACAAUGGAUCGCUUUUUAAUUAUUGUUUUAAGCCAAUGAUAGGGGGGCCAGGUGAACGAUUUCAGCAGAUUUUACCUUUGCUUGAUCAUUGAUGAAGCGUAUUUGUAUUUAUCAGAAACACUUUAUUGUUUAGAUUAGAUAUUACGAGAAAUUUUGUGAAGAAGGCUAGUUAGUUCAAAGAAAGACAAUGUCAACAGAUAGAUUUCACAAAGCUGCAAAAGACGGAGUCCUAGAAAUCCUAAAAGAAACAACCAGCAGAGACUGCAAUGGACGAGACGAACAAGGAAUGACCCCAACCCUUUACGCGGCCUUUUACGGAAAUUUAGAGGCUCUAAGACUAUUAUGCGGUAGAGGAGGAGAUCCUGACAAAGCAGAUUUAUUCGGCAAUACAGCUCUACACUUGGCAGCAGCCCAAGGCCACAUGCGCAUAGUAACAUUUCUUGUCAAUUUCGGAGCAAACAUCUACAACACCGACAUAGACGGUAGAAUCCCUCAAGAAUUAGCCGGCAUCAACGGUAGAGAAGAUAUUUUGCGAUUCCUUGACGGAGUCACUGCCAAACUAGAAGCCAGCGACAAAAGGAAAGUAAAAGCGAUGAAAGAAAAAGCAAAAGAAAACGCAAAAAAACGCCUAAAAAACUACAACAAGCACAAAGCCAAAACGGAACAAAUCGAAAGAAGACAAACUAAAGAGUACAAACCUUCAAUGAUCAACACAAUAAAAGCCCGAAUUAAAAGUGGCUCGAUGUCAAACUUAUCAAACCUACCCCCUGAAAGACGCAACACUUUCAGUAAUCUUGUUAUGGGAGGCACAGUAAAAGGUACAAAAACAAUGGGCACAGUCCAAAGAAGAAUACUGGCCAACAAAAAUAACGAAUUCAAAAUAUCCACAAUCGAAAAUGGGAAAACCUCGAUAUCGAAAGUCACAGGCAUCAGACGAGAUUCUGAAGUUAUUUUUGGGGGGACUUUGCAAAAGUCCGCCUUUGAGCCUCACCAAAGGGGUCGUUUAGAUGGGCUUUUCAAUGAAGCUGAGCAGUUGAAUAGUAAACCAAUUCCACCGCCGAUGAUUAGAAGCAUUUCGCAGCCUGAUUUUUUGGCUGAGCUUCAGAAGAAUGGAGACAAGCCUUUGCAAGAGAAUUCUAGUAUUUUUAUACGGCCUGGUAUGGGAAGUAUUGUAAUUAGGAAAAGUUUGAAUUCUUUUGGCUCGUUUUAUCAAAAUGGAAGUCGACCAGAAGAAAGUUCUAUUGGGUCUGGAGAAAGCUAUACGCAAAGGAUUACUACAGAUGAUGAACUUUCAGGUGGUGAAGAUUCUGAAGAUGAAGACCCCAACGCCCCAAUCCAAAGAUUUCUGACAGCUUUCGGCCUUGGCGACUACCUUUCCCGAUUCAACGAACAAAAAAUCGACUUGGAAACUUUACUUAUCCUAACCGAAGCCGACCUCAAAAGUCUCAACUUGCCACUAGGCCCUUAUAGAAAGCUGGUAAACGCAAUCAACGAAAGGAAGGCUGCUUUUGAAAGUCCCGGCGAAGUCAUUGAUAGUGCUUUGUAAAGCUAAAUAAAUAUUUUUAGGUUUCACAAGAUUUUUAUUAAUGAACAUCAAAGAGUAAUUAGUAAUACAAAAACAAAAAUUAUUAAAUACUUACUUAUUCCUGACGGCAUAAAGUAGCAUCUAUUUGUUUCAAAGAAGGAGCAAUUAAAGUUAGUUUUCUACGAUACAUUGGAUCAGCUGCUACAGGGUUGCGUUCUAAAUACACAGUCGCCAGUUUGCUGUGAACUGCAAGAUUGUUAACAGAGUUCCAGUCUGUUAUUGCGUUGUCGUUUAGCUGAAAAUCAUAAUUUAGUAGCAGUUUAUUAAACAAGUUUUAAGUUGUUUUACCCAAAAUUCUUCUAAACUCUGCAAGCCUUCAGUGUUUUCUAUAAGACUUAUUUGGUUUUGGGCCAAAUCAAGUGUCUGUAGUUUUUUUAAGUUGUUUAGGUUUUCAAUUUUACUGAUAGCAUUCUCAGAAAGGUACAAUUCUGUUAGGUUUUCUAGGUUGUCGAGGUUUUCUAUUUUAGUUAGCCUGUUACUUUGCAGGCUUAAGCAAUCUAGAUUAGUUAAAUUAUCCAAAUUUUUGAUUUCAGUUAUUUUGUUUUUGCCCAAAAAUAAAAACUUUAACGAAGUAAGGGUUUCUAGAUUUUCAAUUUCCUAA